UCAGUGAAAUAACAUGAAGAAUAAAUGUGUGUAAUGAAUCCUCAUAUAGACAGUGAGAUCAGUGUGUGUGUGUGUGUGUGUGUGUGUGUGUGUGUGUGUGCUCUUGUUUUCAUGACAAAUGAGGACAUUUUUAUGAUAACACACCUACAAUAUGAGGACACUCGGAAAAAUGAGGACAUUUUGGAGGUCCUCAUUUUUCCACGCUCACUAAACAGUUGUAAAUGUUCCCAGAAUGCCUCUAAACAAAAAACCUCCAAUGUCCUGAAAAAUCACAAUUUCAUGACAUGAAGUGUGUAAGUGCGUUUAUGUUUUUUGCUCACUUGCGGAUACGCCAACUAGUGGUCAGAUCUGGAACUUUUACACACUUUUAACACACAUUGAUGACGCACUCAACGGUCCUCAUAUAUACGUACGUUUUCAUAACCAAAAUAUUUAUAAUUUCUUUAUUUUUGACUUGUUAAUUUGUUGAAAGAUCUCUAUCAUGUGAAGCGUUUUUGUUGUAUGCAGUUGUGAUGAUUGUUGUAUGAUUUGAGUCAUUGGUUUCAGUAAUAAAAAAUAAAAAAAACGUUUUCAUACACACCAACUUUUUAAGCUAGUUUAGAAUUAGCCUACUGUAAUUCACACAUUCCACGUAAUCAGAGUAAAAUAAUAACAUCAAUUUACUACUGUUUAUUAAGUAUCCUGUUUUCUUUGUAGAGAAUCAGUUCCUCAAUUAAUUGAAAUUGAUCAGCUGGAUAAGAUAAUGUUAGCUUAUUAAACAAAAAGGACAACAUCAUUAAUAUGUGGGCCUGGGAAUAUCUGGACUCUUCUUUUUAAAAGCUUACAUAAUCACACAUGUAUUUAAAAAAUAUUAUAAAUAAAAAGAACUUGCAGACUGGUAGUGAAUUUAAAUAUGACUUGUUUUAUCAUGUCAGAAUAUCGCAGAUACCACCCACCCUGUCAGAUGAAUAACUCCACCCACAGAUAAAAUAAGAAAUAGCUACUAUAAAAACAGAUCUAACACUGCAAAACUCCAAACUGAACAUGCAUAUUAAUUAAAAUAAAUGUAAUUAGUUAAUAUAAAGAACUUCCUUUCAGAAACAGCAUAAUCACGCCACGGUGGACCAGCAUAAAAACACGGUCCGGAUUUACCACAUAAGGUGGAGUCUCUCCUGGUCUUUGAGUUGAAAACCUUGAUUAUGUCAUAAUCCGAACUAUCAAAAAUGUUUAAUAUAUAAUUGGGAGUCUAAAUGGCCAAAUAACAGCAGUAAGUGGCACAUUUCUUCCCGUCGUCCGGUUGUCUGUUUGGACCAAGUGAAGUGCGGCCUGCAUGAUGUGCCGGCUUUUCCCACAUUCCCAGAGCCAUCGAAAGUCUCACGACGUCGUGUUGCUGCAGAUCUCCUCAGACAUGGCCUGGUAAGUGAUCUUUGCUAAUUGAGGAGCACAUGGUCGAAGAGCAUGUCAAAAAGGAGAAAAAGAAUUAGCCCUGAGGCUGAGGCUAUUAAGUUUAUUUUAUCUGGAUGUGAAAAACCUUGUUUUAAGGUCAAGUGGAUCAGUGAUUUUAAAGGACGUGGUGUAUUUACCUGCACACCAAUUGAAAAGGGAUCAUUUGUCGUUGAGUACCGUGGGGAGUUAAUAUCACAAUAUGAACAGGACAAGAGGCAGAAGAAGUACACAGAAAAACAAAAUGCUUUCUUGUUUGAUUUUGAAUGGAACAAUGUCAGAUGGUGCAUAGAUGCGUCCCGCGAAGAUGGCUCUCUGGGAAGACUGGUGAAUGAUUGCCACACGUCACCAAAUUGUAAAAUGAAAAGGUUGACAGUCCAGGGUAAACCUCAUCUUUGUCUAUUCGCAAUUGAAAACAUCCAAGCAGAGACUGAAAUAACCUACGAUUAUGGAGAUUCUCAGUGGCCAUGGCGUAAUCUGACACCAAGUGACAUGAUCCAGUCUCAACCUUCAGGAGACCCAGAAGUGAGCGAGAGAUCCAGUUCAUCCUUCCAACAGACACCAAGUGACAUGAUCCAGUCUCAACCUUCAGGAGACCCAGAAGUGAGCGAGAGAUCCAGUUCAUCCUUCCAACAGGCCAAUCACUCCACUGGAAUUGCAUCCUUCCAUCAUGUACUUACUGCAGAGCAGGUUGGACCUCCCUCAGUUGAUGAUGGUGGAUUUCAUGAUGGAAACUCAACAAGCUCAGAUGACCAUGUAAUAAAUACCCAUAGUCAACAAUAAUGAAAUAGUAAAACACAAAACAUAUUAAGAAGCUCAAAUAUUACUUUUAAUUUUAUGGUUUUUAUUAAUAUGUUUAAAUGUUGUGUUAUGCACAAUGUGAUGGUACUAGGAUAACAAUAUUCUAGCUAUUAUUAAAUGUUUAACUUAUUGAUGGAAUGAGAUGCUUUUCUCUCCAUUUUCCUUUAGAUUUCUAAUGACAUGACUGAUGAAUCUUCGGAUGCUUCGGACUAUGAUGAUGCCAGCUAUGUUCCAGAUUCAAGUGGCAACUCCUCUGACACAAGUUAUUCUAGUAGAGAUCUAAAAAUCAUAGACAAUCAUCUUCCCCA
Messenger RNA from Megalobrama amblycephala (Wuchang bream), 2531 nucleotides. RefSeq names its product histone-lysine N-methyltransferase set-1-like. The transcript is spliced from 8 exons. Gene Ontology annotation, molecular function: protein binding. The record is from RefSeq and is a predicted model, not a curated record. Lineage: Eukaryota; Metazoa; Chordata; Actinopteri; Cypriniformes; Xenocyprididae. The coding region runs from base 1438 to 2205 and encodes 255 amino acids.